Molecule: messenger RNA, 1429 nt
Organism: Lolium rigidum
Lineage: Eukaryota; Viridiplantae; Streptophyta; Magnoliopsida; Poales; Poaceae
Product: BTB/POZ and TAZ domain-containing protein 1-like
Exons: 5
Coding region: 122-1213 (363 amino acids)
Cellular component (GO): nucleus
Molecular function (GO): protein binding
Source: RefSeq, a predicted model, not a curated record
ACACGCAGCCAGCGACGAACCCCAGAACAUUUCUCUCUGUUCCCAGAUAUUUCCCCUGCGCUUUUCUUCUCUCCUCCCUCAACCUCUCCUUCGGGAUUCAGUGAAUUAUCCUUCACACAACAUGCCUGAGGCACCACGGCCCGACGGCGGCGCCGCCGCCCCUUCCGAUGUUGAUGUCAUCACCACCGGCAGCCGCCGCAAGAUCCCUGCGCAUUCGUCUGUCCUUAUGUCGGCGUCGCCGGUGCUGGAGAGCAUCCUGCAGCGCCGCCUGCAGAGGGUGAAGGAGAGCGGCAAGCCCGGCAGAGCCGUCGUCCGGAUCCGCGGCGUCACCGACGACGUGGCGGCGGCCUUCGUCCGCCUCCUCUACGCCGGCAGGCGUGAUGGGGAGGUGGUCGACGAGGACGUCGAGAAGUAUGCGGAGCAGCUGCUCGUGCUGGCGCAUGCAUACGGCGUGCCGUGGCUGAAGCGGUGGUGCCAGGAGGCCAUCGGGUCCCGGCUGACCCCGGGCACCGUCGUCGACGCGCUGCAGCUCGCCGACCUCUGCGACGCGCCGCAGCUGCACCUCCGCUGCAUGAGGCUGCUCGCCAAGGAGUUCCGCGCCGUCGAGCGCACCGAGGCAUGGCGCUUCCUCCGCGACAACGACCCCUGGCAGGAGCUCGACAUCCUCAGCCGACUGCACGACGCCGACAUGCGGCGGCGCAAGUGGAGGCGAAAGAGCGCCGAGCAGAAGGUGUACAUGGAGCUCAGCGGCGCCAUGGACAGCCUCCACCACAUCUGCACGGACGGCUGCACGGAGGUCGGCCCCGUGGGGCAGGCGCCGGCCACCACGCCGUGCCCGUCCUACGCGACCUGCCGGGGCCUGCAGCUGCUCAUCCGCCACUUCUCCCGGUGCCAAACCCGCUCCAGCUGCCCGCGGUGCCAGAAGAUGUGGCAGCUCCUCCGGCUUCACGCCGCGCUCUGCCGCCUCCCCGAGGGCCACUGCAACACACCUCUCUGCACGCAGUUCAAGUGCAAGGAGGAGCAGAAGGAAGCGAUGCCGACUCCGGUGGCGGCCAAGGCCGGCGACGGCGGCGACGGCAGGUGGGGGCUUCUGGUGAAGAAGGUGAAGGCUGUCAGGGUCAUGUCUUCUCUCGCCAAGAGAAGCCCCGCAGUGUCCACCGAAUGUGUUCAUGAGGAUCAAUCCUCUCUCAGACUUGAGACAAUGUGUUGUUGAUCAAAGCAUCAGCCCGAGACAAGCUAGGUAGCUAGAUGUGUAGUGUACGCGUGUGCUGAGGCGGGGCUAAUUUUGGCCCGUCUUUGAGAUGUUUGGUCUGUCGAGUAAUGUAACAUAGUUCUAUUAUCCCAAGUUAUUCUUCUGUGGGUGGGAGGAGACGGGCGGAAAUGUGUUGUACAAACCGCAUGCACUGCAAUAUGAGCACAGUAUGUGAUU